This is a messenger RNA of Symbiodinium pilosum, 1649 nucleotides long. Lineage: Eukaryota; Dinophyceae; Suessiales; Symbiodiniaceae. The record is from the annotation of a GenBank genome assembly.
GCCGCCGAGGGCGAAACCUGAACCUCGCAAGCGUGAUGGCCAACCAGGCCAAGUUGGAGCAAACGCAGGAUGUGAAUUCGACAGAAGAAGCAGAACCACCAACUUCUCUGCAAACGGCUGUGUCUCAGGCCAUCUUCGGGAACAAGGCGGCUGAGCACGCGGCGAUAUUGGCAGUGUUUCUGCUGGUCGGCAUUGCAGCCUUCGAGAUUGUUCACCUGGAUUGCACGGGCGUGGACCUCACGACUCCUUUCCGAUUGUUCGACGACGUGCAACGACAACAACUGCAAGCCAAAGAAGGACCUUUCAGCGGAGCAUUGCGCUUGUGGAAGUUAUACUUGACUGAGCGAUGGAAGUUAAGUUUCGUUUGUGUCGGCCUCAUCGUCUCCAUGAUCCUUCUGUCACAAUAUGCCAGCUUGCUUCUGGUAGACUGGGCCGAAAAAUUCUGGGGCCGGCUUUCCGAUUGGAACUCAGCAAAAGAUGGAAUGACGCAUUGGUACCAGCUCCAGGCCUUGUGUACGCAGUUUCUGCUGUAUGCUUUGAUGGCGUUGUUUGCGACGGCUUAUCGGUACUACCUGACAGCCAUGUUCGUUUUGCUGGUGCGAGAGAACGUGACAGAAAGGUACACCUCGAAUUGGUUGUCCGACUUCAGCUCAUACAGGUUGGAGUUGACCAAGGGUCAGGAUGGUGCAGACGCCAGCAAUCCAGACCAGCGAAUUCAAGAGGACGUGCAGGUUUUCAUCUCCAACUCUGUGGAUUUGUCAGUUGGCGCCAUGAACAGCCUUCUCCAGUUUGUCAUGUUCUCCAUCAAGACCUACUCCAUGUCCCCGAAGAACGUCUUCGGCUAUGAGGGUGUGCAUUUUCCAGGCUGGCUUCUAUGGAUGUCUAUCAUAUACGCGAUGGUGUCCACUUAUGUGACGAUGUUGGUUUCCUGGAGGUUGGAGGGCCUGGAAGGCACCAACCAGUGGACUGAAGCAGAUUUCCGAUUUGAGCUGGUGACGGUCAGGCAGCGAGCAGAAACUAUUGCCCUGGCCCGCAGUGAGUCGGUUCAUCUUGGCCGCCUGAAGGAGCGAUUUGGUGUACUGCGGCGAAGCAUUUGGGAGUCCAUGGUGGCACAGAAGAAGUACUUGAUGGUGUCUUCUUUCUUCCAACAGGUGGAGGUCAUGGUGCCAAUUGUGCUGCUGGGCCCUUCUUUUCUGCGCAGCGAGAUCUCCUUUGGCCAGCUGAUGGCAACAAAUCGCUGCAUCAACUUGCUGGCCAGUGCGCUCUUGUGGUUCGCAACAUCAUACCUCUCCGUGGCUCGCUGGAGGGCAAGUACAGGGCGGCUCAUCCGCUUCGAGGAGGCAAUCUCGAAGCAUGUGCAGAGCAAGUCUGGCGGAGUUACCUUCUGCGAGGGCACGCAGCCCAGCCUAUCUCUGAAGUCCCUGACAGUUUGGAAGCCCGAGGAGGCGGAAUCUCCAAAAUCCAGCGGAAAGGGGGACCUAAAGGACCGCCUAUUCGACAAGUUGAGCUUGGAUUUUGAACCUGGGUGCCGAGUAUUGGUUCAUGGGCCCUCCGGCGUGGGCAAGAGCACGCUCUUACGAGCGAUUUCGGGAGCUUGGCCGUUUCCCGAGUCUCAAUUAGCAUGUUUUCUCCUUUCUCUUUGGCCCUGA